Saccharomyces paradoxus is the source of this 984-nucleotide messenger RNA. RefSeq names its product Yrb2p (gene YRB2). The transcript has a single exon. The record is from RefSeq and is a predicted model, not a curated record. NCBI's taxonomy places the organism in Eukaryota, Fungi, Ascomycota, Saccharomycetes, Saccharomycetales, Saccharomycetaceae. Gene Ontology annotation, cellular component: nuclear pore; cytoplasm. The coding region runs from base 1 to 984 and encodes 327 amino acids. Gene Ontology annotation, molecular function: GTPase activator activity. Gene Ontology annotation, biological process: protein import into nucleus.
AUGAGCGAGACCAAUGGUGGCAAUGUGGCCAACGAAAAUUCUGAGGUGAAGCAGACUGCAGUUGAAAGUCCCAUUGAUAAACUAGAUAGAACUCCUAAAAGACCGAGAGAAAAUGAUCAGGAUAAACAAAGGGAGGAAACAAGUGACAAAUUGGAACCAUCCAAUGAUAACGAUGGGGAGAAAAAAGAGGAAGGUAAAAAAGACCAAGAAUCAUCGCACAAGAAGAUUAAGGUUGACGAGGGCAAGGCCGUAGAUACUGGCAGUGUGGAAGAUGACAAAAAGAAGGAUAAAUUCGUGUUUGGUGCGGCAUCUAAGUUUGGAACUGGGUUUGGUGUUGCCAAGAAGGACACGAAAGAUGAAGAAGAGGCAACCACCAGUACUGAAUCUUUGCCAGCUUCUAACAACAAAACAAAGAAGCCAUUUGCAUUUGGUUCAGGUUUAUCAUUUGGCAGCGGCUUCAGCAUAUUGAAAAACAAAACAGAAAAUAACUCUGAAACUGAAAAGAAAGCUACUGACGACAAAGAUAAGGUCCACAGUGGGUCCGAACAACUAGCAAACGCCUCAGAAGAACCAAACGACAAACCAAAACCCCUCAAACUGCAGAAACAGGAAGUCAAGUCGGGUGAGGAGUCUGAAGAGUGUAUAUACCAGAUCAAUGCUAAACUGUAUCAACUUUCCAACAUAAAAGAAGGCUGGAAAGAAAGAGGUGUUGGUGUCAUCAAAGUCAAUAAAAGUAAAGACGAUGACGAGAAGACGCGUAUAGUCAUGAGGUCUCGCGGUAUCUUGAAAGUCAUUUUGAAUAUUCAACUGGUCAAGGGAUUCACUGUGCAAAAGGGAUUUACAGGUUCUUUGCAAAGCGAGAAAUUCAUAAGAUUACUAGCAGUUGAUGACAACGGUGACCCCGCACAGUACGCUAUAAAGACUGGCAAGAAGGAAACCACGGAUGAAUUGUAUAACAUUAUAGUUAAGUCCGUUCCUAAAUAA